Molecule: messenger RNA, 1835 nt
Organism: Zophobas morio
Lineage: Eukaryota; Metazoa; Arthropoda; Insecta; Coleoptera; Tenebrionidae
Product: UDP-glycosyltransferase UGT5-like
Exons: 3
Coding region: 196-1767 (523 amino acids)
Molecular function (GO): UDP-glycosyltransferase activity
Source: RefSeq, a predicted model, not a curated record
CACUGCGCAUUCGUCGAAUCUUACGGGAGUGAGUUUACUCCGCUUAUGUCAAGAAAAACUAUUAUCAGCGAUUGAACUGGUACUCAUGUAUCUACGAUGUAAAGGUGAACCGAAUAUCGCGGUACUUACGUGUCUCUCUAGUUUCCAGAAAUGUUACAAAAUUAAAAACACCAGUUCGGAUUACAAGGUAAAACGAUGAAGACUAUAUUAGUUCCGGUGGUACUACUAAUUUUAGCGAUAACUCACAUUGGGAACAGUGCAAAAAUUCUGGGCCUGUUUACGGCCCCGGCACGCAGUCACUACAUCCUUGGAAGUGCUCUUAUGAAAGGUUUGGCGGAAAAGGGACACGAUGUGACCGUGAUCAGUGCCUAUGGUGAGAAACAACCACCAAAGGGUAAAGGAACGUACCGCGAUAUAGUGGUUACGGAAAUUCAAAAUAGCAUACAAGAAAUGUUAAAGAACGAAAAAAUGAGCAUGGUGGACCGUGAAAACCUGAACCCUUUCUUUGCCGCCCUUUUCGUCGGACACGUAGUACCGAAAUUAAUGGAACCGGUUCUGAGCAAUGAAGGUGUUCAACAACUUAUUCACUCUAAGGAAAAGUUUGACGUUGUAAUAAUCGAACAGUUUUUGAAUGAUGCACAAAAAGCGUUAGCUACCCAUUUCGGCGCACCUUUAGUACUACUAAGUACCGUCGGGGCCAACUUUUGGAUCAAUUCUCUAGUGGGUAAUCCAGGACCGACGUCAUACAUUCCUGCUUUGAGUCUAGGUUAUACGGUACCCAUGACGUUUCGGCAACGACUUUCAAACACCCUUUUAACACUACUCAACGAAGUGUAUUAUCCUUUGUAUGUACACCCCAACGAGAACGCCAAAAUCAAAAAAUACAUUCCGAACGGGCCAGAUAUUUCCGACGUACUUUACAACGUCUCGCUUGUCUUGAUGAAUUCUCACCCAAGUACCAACCAACCGGUGCCGUACGUCCCUAACAUGAUCGACAUUGCCGGCUUUCAUAUCAAACCACCCAAGAAACUACCGCAAGACUUGCAGGAAUUUUUAGACAGCGCGAAAGACGGGGUCAUUUACUUCAGCAUGGGUUCAAAUCUAAAAAGUGCGGACUUCCUUCCAGAGAAGCGAGACGCAGUACUGAAAACGUUCUCGACUUUGAAGGAAAAAAUUUUGUGGAAAUGGGAAGACGAUGUUUUACCGGGACAACCGAAGAACGUCAAGCUUUCGAAAUGGUUGCCCCAACAGGACAUUCUUGCGCACCUAAACGUCAAACUUUUUAUCACUCAUGGGGGUUUUCUGAGUACUGCCGAGACUAUCUACCACGGGGUGCCAGUUUUGGCAAUACCUAUCUUUGGUGACCAAAAGCUGAAUGCCAAAAGCGCAGUGAGGAACGGUUUCGGGAUUGCGUUGCCGUACAGCGAGCUGACUGAAGAAACCUUUGCUAAGAGUGUUCACGAAAUUUUGACUAACCCGAAAUAUAAAACUAAUGCGAAAAAGAGGUCUGAGCUUUUCCAUGAUCGUCUGGUGGGUCCAAUGGAUACCGCAAUGUACUGGAUCGAGUAUGUGAUUCGUCAUAAAGGAGCACCACACUUGAGAGUCGCAGCUGUUGAUCUACCAUGGUACAAAUAUCACUUGCUAGAUGUGAUAGGGUUUUUGGUUUUAGUUAGUUUGGGUUUGGUGCUGGUGUCGUAUUAUGUGGUUAAAAUAGUCUGCAGAAAAUUAUGUUCAAAGCAAAAAAUCAAAAAGGUCAAAAAACACUAAACUUGUACACCUAUGUGUAUCUAGAAUUUGAAAUGAAAAGUCAUUCUGAUAAUAAAUUGUGAUGCAAU